This is a messenger RNA of Rasamsonia emersonii CBS 393.64, 843 nucleotides long. RefSeq lists its product as uncharacterized. The record is from RefSeq and is a predicted model, not a curated record. The coding region runs from base 1 to 843 and encodes 280 amino acids. NCBI's taxonomy places the organism in Eukaryota, Fungi, Ascomycota, Eurotiomycetes, Eurotiales, Trichocomaceae. The transcript is spliced from 2 exons.
AUGGACGGUGGUCCGCAGCAGAAACGCUGCAAGUUCUUUCUCUGGGAAGAUGAGGCAAAGGCCCGAGAGAAAUUCGCCGUCCUUUCCGAUUCGCGAUCAGAGCCGACCACGCCGGACGUAACCCCUUCGAAAGCUGUGCGCUUUCGUGACGGGCUUCUUACGCCGGGGACUGGGCGUCGUCGACCCGAUGAACGAGAACGAGAGGUGGAAAGGACGCCUUCGAAGAGGAAAAGAGGCCAAGACAUAUCGGAUGAUCUUGAUGAUUCGUUUGGCUGGGAUGACCUCGACGAGGAGGUGCAGCAGUUGCUGAACCGUCCGCUGAAGCAACCCAAUUUCAGCCCGGAGACGCCGCGGAAAGCACCGAGGACUGCUACGAUCACGUCUCCGGGCAAGACAACGCUCGUGGACACAGAACACGAUAGUCCCACAAAAUAUCCAGUCUCUAUUCAGUCUACGAUAGAGGUCACCUCCACGCCCAGCUCGCAGCGCAGCUUGCCGCCUUCGUCAGUGGAGAUUUCAACGACUCCGACCCCUCGUCGCUACAACGGCAUCCUCCCUCCUAAUCCAUCAGACGUAUCUGCCCUGGCUGCCGAGACGCUUGCACUGCUCGACCGGCAUAAUGUCGUGCUUCCGACGAAGGCCAAAGACGAACUCGUGGCUCUGCUGAACAGACACGAUCUGAAGACGCAAGGGAUCAUCCGCGGGCGGGAGGUCUCGAGAUUGGCCCUGAAGAAAAAGGAGGCGCAAAUCAGAGAAUUGAAUGAGCGGAUCGAGGGGUUGGAAGCGGAACGAUCGAUGGAGCGAGCCGUCAUCGCAGGACUGAAGACGGAAAAUGACGCUUGA